UGAGCGUAAACUUUGGACGUGCGGAAAAGUGGCAGCGGGACGUAAUGGGACGCGCGUGAGGAAACGACAGGGAUCGAUCACUCGAAACUGGGUGUGAAGGAUGGCCUCAUGCGCCGAGAUCUGCGGGACUGAGCAGUCGGAGCGGCACGCUCAGAAGCCCACGGAGUCCGGUUGCCACCGGUACGGCGUGCGAUCGUACCUACACCACUUCUACGAGGAGUGCACGGCAACGGUGUGGGAGCGCCACACAGAUUUUCAGACCCAGAGAUCGCCGCGCUGGUGGAGCUCGGGCCUCUGGAAGGUCUCUCUUGUGUUUGGCACUGUGGUGUUGGCAGUCGGCAUGGUGGUGUUUGUGGUGGGCUGCACGAUCCCCUCCCGCAUUGAGGCGUUUGGCGAGGGCGAGCUGCUGUUUGUGGACCGGCAGGCCGUCCGCUUCAACCAGGGGCUCCAGGCGAGCAUUCAGGCCGGGGCCGGGAUGCUCUGCCUGGGGGGCUUGGUGGUGGCUGGCAGCCUCUUCGUGUCUGCCUUCUCCCGGGGCUCCGGCAAGGACGAGACGCAGAGCACUCCGCCCAAAGACAGGGGCAGGGAGAGGAAGAGAGGAACCAGAGGAGGAGGGAAGGUGCCCUCUGACCCAGUCACCAAGCCCCCUACCCCCAUUUCGGGCGAGACAGGAGUGCCCGUCACCCUGUCGAAAGUAGAAAACAUCCAGCCCCCGUCAGAAGAUCCUCCCCCCUCUCCAUCUCACUAGCAGUGUUUCAUAGUCUCACAGUGAAUUGUCUUAACGUGUGCCUGCUGUGUGAUACAGUGGAUGAACAACAGGGAAUUGUGGACUUGAGUUUGAACAGGCGAGAAAGCGAGCCUUUAUCUGGUGGCCAGUGUUCUGUUGUACUGAUUGCUUAUGUCUUUUGUCGUUCAUUAAUUCACAAGGAACGUUGGUUGCUGUUUAGCCUUAUGGGAAAUGUUCUGCGGAAGAGAUAAGUUAUUGUUUUCAUUUCAGAUUCAGAACAAACCAAAACACUUUAUUGCAGAAGAAAAGAACAGACUGUAACAGACUUCCCUAAGGGAAUCUGAACAGAUCGCUCUCUCUCUUUCUCUCUCUCUCUCUCUCUUUCUUUCUCUCUCUCUUUGCCAUCAAUUCAAAGCACACUUAACUUGCACUCCUGGUUACUUGGCAACUACACAAUGCAUCUUACAGUAUAUCCCACUUUUACAAGUGGAGAAAAAUAUUCAUAUGGAUAUUAUCGUCAGACUUCACCUUCACUGCCAUCUUAAAGCACUUAGUUAAAACAGAGGCGUUCAACUCCAACUCCACAACAGACCACAGUAGAUUCGCUCCGUAAGAAAGGGGUUGUGUUUUUCCAUGUCUGUGACAUUGCAGUUGUUAAUGUCCUUGUCCCUGGUUAUCCAGAAAAGUGUGGUAAUUGAUGAUUGAUCCCUUAAAAAUGUAUUAAAUGGAUAUCAGCAUUCCAAAAAUGCUA
Molecule: messenger RNA, 1478 nt
Organism: Alosa sapidissima (American shad)
Lineage: Eukaryota; Metazoa; Chordata; Actinopteri; Clupeiformes; Clupeidae
Gene: nrsn1l
Product: neurensin 1-like
Exons: 3
Coding region: 101-748 (215 amino acids)
Biological process (GO): nervous system development
Cellular component (GO): neuron projection; transport vesicle; neuronal cell body
Source: RefSeq, a predicted model, not a curated record